This is a messenger RNA of Punica granatum (pomegranate), 2642 nucleotides long. The record is from RefSeq and is a predicted model, not a curated record. NCBI's taxonomy places the organism in Eukaryota, Viridiplantae, Streptophyta, Magnoliopsida, Myrtales, Lythraceae.
UGAUUCAGUAGUCCACCUGUUGCCCCUUGCGGUACCAUGGGUGCAUAUAAAACUCCCCCGUCGAUGGCGGCGAGGCUCGGUAUCUCUGAGGUUGCUUUCAUCUCUUUGCCUGCGAACAGAAAAUCCCAUCUUUUUCCUCCAUGGCGAUAUCAUCCCUACUGUUCUACCAACCCCCCUCUCCACCUUCCGGGGAUGUCAUUACCCAGAGACAGAGCAGAUCAUGCAGAGGGCAUAUAGUUAAACCCUACUGUUGCCUCAGAACUGAGGUAACCACCAGACCGAAGUCUCUCUCCAAGGACUACAAGCUUUCAUGGACGGAAGAGCUGAGCAGAGCAUACGGACACCACCAGCUCCCAAGUAUCAACUGGGACAAGUUCGAGGACAUUGACGAUGAUAUCUUUCAGGAUUUGGUGGACAAGAGGUGCGUGGACAAUAUUAGGAUGCUGAUAGUGGAUUCGGUGCAGAAUGCCAAGGCCGGUCACCCUGGAAUGGCCCUCGGGAUGGCCGAGGUCGGGUAUGUGUUAUAUAGGCACGCUAUGAAGUAUAACCAGAGAAACCCGGAUUGGAUUAACAGGGACAGGUUUGUCCUGAGCGCGGGGCAUGGGUGUCUGCUUCAGUAUGUAUGCCUCCAUCUUGCUGGUUUUGACUCUGUUCAGAUACAAGACUUACAGCGUCUCUGCAAGCUUGGCAGUCGGACUCCUGGUCACCCUGAGAAUAUAGUGACCAGAGGAAUUGAAGUAACUACUGGCCCCCUUGGACAGGGUGUAGCUAAUGCCGUAGGCAUCGCAUUGGCCGAAGCCCACUUAGCAGCUCGAUAUAACAAACCCGAUGCAGUAAUCUUUGACCAUCGGACAUAUUGCAUAAUGGGAGAUGGAUGCGCAAUGGAAGGAAUAGCCCAUGAGGCCGCUUCUUUGGCUGCUCACUGGAAGCUCCACAAGCUCACCUUAAUUUAUGAUGACAAUCAUAACACCAUCGAUGGACCUACUUCAUUGGCUUUCUCCGAAGAUGUGUCUGCUCGAUUCAGAGCACUCGGUUGGAAUACGAUUACAGUCGAGAACAUUCACAGUGAUCUUAAAUCUUUCAAAGAUGCACUACAUUUAGCUUUCAAUGAGACCGAAAGGCCUACUUUCAUCAAGGUGAAAACUCUGAUAGGGAAACUGUCAGGAAAAGAAGGGACGUCCAAAGCACAUCAUGGGACCUUCAAUGAAGAAGAUGUAAAGAAGAUGAGAGAGAGAAUCAAUUGGGGUUGCCGAGAGCCUUUCCAUGUCAUCCCGAUGUUGCAUAGGGAAAUGCAAGAACAGAUAGAUAACGGAGAGAGACUUGAGAAAGAGUGGUACUCGAAGCUGUACGCGUACCAAAGCAAAUACCCUCAACAUGUAGCAGAACUUCGAUUGCUCCUUAGCAAUGGUCUGCUUCCGGGAUGGGAAAACUUGUUGCCGAAAUGGAAUAUGUCUGAUCCUGUGGAUGCUACUCGUGGUUACUCAGACAAGUGCCUGAACCAUCUGGCUAAAGUCCUCCCAGGACUGAUUGGAGGAAGCGCUGAUCUUGCCACCUCGAACAAAGCUUACCUCCACGAUCACGGCGAUUUCCAGUCAAACUCCCCAUGGGGCCGCAAUAUCCGGUUUGGAGUCCGUGAGCAUGCGAUGGGUGGGAUCUCGAACGGGAUAGCGUUGCAUGGGAGUGGCCUGAUCCCAUUUGCGGCCACUUUCCUAAUCUUUUCUGAUUACAUGAAGAACCCGAUACGCCUUUCCGCUUUGAGCCAUGCCGGAGUCAUAUAUAUCAUGACCCAUGACUCAAUCGGGCUCGGGGAGGACGGGCCGACCCACCAGCCCGUGGAGCAGCUUGCAGGCCUCCGAGCCAUCCCCCGUCUCCUGGUAUUUAGGCCUGCAGAUGGAAACGAAACUGCUGGGGCCUAUAAGGUAGCUGUUAAAAACCGAGACAGGCCAAGUCUGAUCGCGCUGUCCCGACAGAAGGUACAGGCAAACUUGGAAGGAACAGUGUCGGAGGAAGUCCAGAGAGGCGGAUACGUAAUAAGCGACAAUUCAGGCGGACAAUUGCCUGAGAUCAUACUAAUUGGUACUGGGUCAGAGCUGUGCCUCUGCGAGAUGAGUGCGAGGAAGUUGAGAGAGGGCGGGAGGAGGGUGAGAGUGGUGUCGCUGGUCUGCUGGCGGCUAUUCGACUGGCAGCCGAGGGAGUACAAGGAAAGGGUUCUUCCCUCGAACGUGAUAAAGAGGGUGAGUGUGGAGGCCGGAUCGCCUGUCGGGUGGAGGGAGUACGUCGGGAGGGAAGGAGUGGUGAUCGGGGUGGAUGAGUUUGGAGCAAGUGGGCCAUAUUCGGAGGUCUUCAAGAAGUUCGGUUUCACCGUUGAGAAUGUUACAAAGGUUGCAGAAACUCUGUUAUGCAAGUAGAGGACUGAUGGUACUUUGUAGUAUGUACAGUUAAGUCCAAUAAUAAGGAGUUGUAUUUCCGGGGCUAACGCGAGUGUAUCGACUGUACUUUCCGAGACAAUAGAUCUUUGAUCUGUACAUAAACCUUUCUUCUUGUGGAUAUCAGCAAAGUGAUCAUUUUGGAACCAAACAUCGAUAUUUGGGGGAUGGAACAUUUCCCUCUGCAAUACACUCGAUGCUGCAGAUGUUGCAGGA